Manacus vitellinus (golden-collared manakin) is the source of this 1926-nucleotide messenger RNA. It is a transcript of the gene GFRA3, whose product is annotated as GDNF family receptor alpha 3. Gene Ontology annotation, cellular component: external side of plasma membrane; signaling receptor complex. The transcript has 8 exons. Lineage: Eukaryota; Metazoa; Chordata; Aves; Passeriformes; Pipridae. The record is from RefSeq and is a predicted model, not a curated record. Bases 1 to 1467 code for a protein of 488 amino acids. Gene Ontology annotation, molecular function: signaling receptor activity. Gene Ontology annotation, biological process: nervous system development.
AUGCCGGCUGGGCUCUCGGAAAUGCCUGGGUGCACACGGGCAGCUCCACCGAGGCGGAGCCAGCAACAGUGGAGAAAGCUCUUGUUCCUUGCUACUCCACGUGAAAGACCCCAACGAGUUCUGCCUCUCACGUGGAGGCCUUGCUUCGGAAAGGAUCCCUGCAGAACAGUGACAAGGUGCUUGUGUGGCGUUCAUCCUGACUGGGGUCCUAACAAUCUUUUCUCCACUCGACCAGGAGACCUCCUGGCUCUGCCCAGGAGUGACUGUGUCGUGGCAGAGCGGCUGUGCCUCUCGGACUCCACCUGCAAUGCCACGUACAGGAUCCUGGAAAACUGUGCCCUGGCCAAGACUCGCCUCCUUCCACUGGAUCACGAUAGCAGGGUCAGAUGUCUGAAUGCAGAGCUGGACCUUGGGAACAGCUCUUUGCUGCACUGCAAGUGUCACCGGCGCAUGAAGAGACAGGAGCACUGCUUACGUGUCUUCUGGACCGUUCACUCCAGCAUGACAGAUGGUUAUUUCCAUUUGGAGACCUCUCCCUAUGAGAACCCAGCAAAUGAAGAACACUGGAAGACAGAUUAUAAUAAACUGGCAGCUCUGGUAUCAGGCUCACAGUUAGCAGGAGAUGCAACAAACCCAUGCCUGAAAGAAAGUCAUGUCUGUAAUCUGAGCAAGAAGUGUGUUCGUCUGCGCACAGACUACGCCUCCACCUGCACCAGGGCUGCGGGGAGCGAGGACGUGUGUGACCGGCGCAAGUGCCUCAGGGGGCUGAGGAACUUCUUUGAGAAAGUCCCUGAGGAUUUCACCAAGAGGAUCCUCUUCUGUCCGUGUCAGGAUGAAUUUUGUGGAGAAAGACGCCGGAAAACUAUUGUUCCUGACUGUUCCUUCCAGUCUAACACCAAACCCAGUUGCCUCUGGCUGCUGGACUUAUGCUUAGAGGACCCUUUCUGCAAAUCCCGACUGGCUGACUUCCAACAAAACUGUCAACCUGCAGACACGUCUCCAGAUGGCUGCUCUCUGCACAACCAUGCUGCAUGCCUGCAGGCUUACAUGGGGAUGAUUGGCACACCCAUGACACCCAACUAUGUCAGUAACUCCAGUGUGGAGGUCUCCUUGUGGUGUACCUGUGAGAGCAGCGGCAACCAGAAGGAGAAGUGUGACCAGAUACUCGGCAUGUUUGAGAGCAACAAAUGCCUUGAAAAUGCCAUUUGGUCUCAAAUGCACCUGAAGCAGACAGCUCUAGAAAGACAGGAAGACUUACCUUAUUCAUCUUCCCUAAGCUUCCAAGGAGGCAGUGCCAGCACAUCUCUUGCUUCAGAAAUGUCCCAGGUGGCUGAAGGGAAGAUGCAGCAAGACAGCUCUGAACACAGCAGCAUGCCUUUGGCCUCCUCUGAGCAUUCUGGAGCUGCUACUUCUUGGCCUUCUCUGGCUCUGUUCCUGCCCCUGUUGCUGAACAUUAACUUGGCAUAAAUGGAAUCUUUCCUCCCCAUAUUAUUAAUCUUAUUCCAUAUCCAGGCACGUCCCACUACAGAUUUACCUUUGGGAAACAGAAGGCUUUCAGACAAGAGGAAUGGAACAGCCUUAACCCAGAAUAACAGUCUCUGGAAACCUCCCAACCUACUUGCACCCCACUUUCCCCGUGUCAGUUCUCACUGAGCUCUGCAGAUGUGGUUCUCACCAUUGCUUCUGCCAUGUAUGCAUAGUGAGUAACAGCCAGGCUCAUGUUCCAUGUCAGCAGUUUAAAACAAAGGUCUGAGUUCUGUCAGAACUUGUGCAGGGUUUGGUUUCUGACUGCAGGGAUGACCUGACACAGGAUGUCUGCCCACCCCACCUUCUGGAGCUCCUCCUUGGGCCUGCAGUCACUGAAUGGUUUCUGUUGGAAGGGACCUUAAAGACGAUCUUGUUCCACCCCUGCCAUGGGCAGGGACA